Messenger RNA from Bicyclus anynana (squinting bush brown), 1719 nucleotides. Its product is annotated as rhodanese domain-containing protein CG4456. Gene Ontology annotation, cellular component: mitochondrion. Gene Ontology annotation, molecular function: thiosulfate-cyanide sulfurtransferase activity. NCBI's taxonomy places the organism in Eukaryota, Metazoa, Arthropoda, Insecta, Lepidoptera, Nymphalidae. The transcript has 4 exons. The coding region runs from base 52 to 576 and encodes 174 amino acids. The record is from RefSeq and is a predicted model, not a curated record.
UGACAGUGACAAUUAUAAUACGAGCAAAAUAAAAUUUAGAAAAAUAAUAAAAUGUUACGCCGGAUAAUAAAUAACAAAAAUUACAUUUCAUUGCAAAUCCAAUUCGUGAAAUUUGCAGUACAAUCAAAACGACAAUGUGCAAUUAAUAUAUCUGCCAUUCAUGGAGCUCACAUAAAGAACAGGUAUACACAAACUGUACCUUUUCGUCAUUACUCUGAAAAAGUAAAGGUUGACGAAUUAAUUGUUGAUUAUAACCAAGUCAAAAAUGCAACAUUGAAUGAUAAGACAUUAAUUGUUGAUGUGAGAGAGCCUGAAGAAGUCAAGGAACAUGGAAAAAUUCCUAACAGUGUUAAUAUUCCAUUGGGAACUGUAUCAACAGCUUUAGGCACCAUGUCAGAUAAGGAAUUCCAAACAUUAUACAAGAGGCCAAAACCCACUGAGGAUACUGAAAUUAUAUUUUAUUGCAUGAUUGGAAAGAGGUCUGGAAUGGCACAGCAAAAUGCUAUAAAUUUAGGAUUUAAAAAUGUGAAAAACUACCUUGGCAGUUGGACAGAUUGGGCGAGCAAGAUACAAUAAUUUACGUUAUAAAUAAUUGUUCUUUCCAAAUAACAAUAAACAUAACCAUGAAUUAAGGAAAAAAAAAUAGAUGAAAAAUAAAAAGGUUAAUUAAAAAAAUAGUUUAUCAGCCCUAUCCUACUAGUCUAUUCAAUGGUUAAAUUAUUCUAAUUUACUGUGUCCAUAAAUUAUUAAACUUAAUAUGAAAAUAAAAUUUACUAUUAUGUUAUUUUUUUUUUUAUAUCCAAUCAAUUCAUUAUUACAAAACAGAAUAUACUGAUAAGGAGUUGUUGGGGAUAUAUUCUAACAUUUAUUGAUAAGAUACAAAGGACAAACUAAUUUGAACUUGGAGUAUUAUCACUAAGAUAAUAACUGAAGUUUUAUUAGAUUGUUGUUUCAUACUAGAAAUAUAUAGAAUAAAUGAAGAUUUUGAUAUUAAUUACUCGGAAAUUCGCACAAGCAUAAAAUAAACAAGACAUUUAUAUGAAAAUAAAUUUAUUGCUCUCCAUAUUUAUUGUGAUGGCCAAGAAUGUAAUGUUUUUCAUCAGUCUUCUCAUUACUGAACAUUUAUUACAAAUUAAAAAUCAAGCAUCAGUUACAAAAAAUUUAAAAUCAUGCAGUAUUUAAUUUCAUGUAUUUCUUAAUUAUUCCAAGUUCUUUUGUGUACAUUAUUUAUGAACUCAAUGAAUAAAAUUUAUAUAAAACUUAAAUCAAAAAUUCCAUAGCAAAUACAUACUUAGGUUUUGUAAGUAUAUAUAACACAACAUGAAACAAUCUCUAUGUAAAUGUAAUUAUGUUGUUAAUAGUCUAGUGUUACAAAAAACACGUGAAUAUCAAAACUUUGAAUUAACUGCACACCAUAAAUUUGAUUUCAAAAUGUAUAAGGACAUGUUAGUUUAAAAAUUAAUCACUAUAUUAAAAUUGUGAUGAUGUGACAUAGUUUCUAUUAACCUAAUUAAUUGAUUUUUUAUUUUUAUCAUACCAUACUUAUAGAUAUAAAAUUGUAAAUUGAUUUAUAAAACAUUUUUUAUCAAUACAAUAAAAUUGUCAUGUAAUCUUAGAUUAAGUUUUUAAUACUAAUCAAAAGGAUUAUGGAAAAUUUUUACUUGUAAUUAACUAUUAAUAUUAUGUUAGACAAUAAUAAUGAUUUCAACUGAAAAAUGA